AACGCGGUCAGUGUUGUCAGCUCCGCACAUCAGCAUGGCCGCACACUAGUUUGUAGGAUACUGUCUCUGUUUGCCAUACGUUUCACCAUUAAUUAUUGCUCCCCUCGCCUCUGAUUUCAUUUCAACCUUAAGUACAACAAUAAUUCUCUGGGUUGACGUGAAGUAAGAGGCUAACAGUAUAAGAAAUGCAUUAGUGCCAUAGCAAAGGAGUGCUGAACUGUAUGUAUAUACUUCAUAAUGGCUCAAGUUCCCAUGCGCAUGGCUCAGCCUAGCCUGGUGCCCCCCCAUCAACAGCGACCCCCCAUGAUGGUCUCCAUGACACAGCCACCACCUGUAUCCAUGCAAGGUCUGGUGAGCAUGGCGCCCAUGAUGGCUCCCGCUGGUGGGAUGGCUGUCAUGACUCAGGCCAUGAGUCACCCAGAUUCAGGUGUUGGUCCGGACCACCACACCCUCAACGCUCCCUAUCACCACCACCACCACCCUCAUCACCACCAUGGUCCUCCAGGCCCACACCACCCUGGUCCUCCACCACAUCACCCUAGUGGGCCUCCCCAGCCUCCCCCCACAGGUCCUCCCCCACACACAGGACCCCCACAUUCACAGUAUCAUCCAGGCCAUCAUCCAGCACAGGCCCCACAUCAUGGUCAUCCAUCUCAUGCACCGCAUCAUGGCCCUCAUCACUCAGCCCCACACACCACCCCACAUUCAGCUCCACAUUCUGGCCCACAUUCAGGACCUCACUCAGGCCCACACUCGGGUCCACAUUCAGGUCCACAUUCCGGCCCUCACUCAGGCCCACACACUGGGCCGCACUCUGGUCCACACUCUGGCCCUCACUCAGGACCACAUGGUGGACCACAUUCUGGCCCACACGGAGGCCCCCAUGGUGGUCCACACAGUCAUGGUGGUCCUCACUCUGGGCCACACAUGGGACUACACAGUGGCAACAGUGGUAGUGGGCCACACAGUGGACCUCAUGGUGGGCCACACGGAGGGCACCAUGGUGGACCAACACACCCUCAGUCUCAUCUACAAGCAACUGCCACUGUUGCUGGGCCUCCACACAUGACCCAUCCUCCACACUCUGUUAUGCAUCAUUCAACGCCUCACCAGAUGGGUGGGAUGGGUAGUGGUGGGCCAGCGGGGAUGGGGAGUUCUCCAAGUAGUAGUCAUCAACAACAACAACAGCAGCAACAACAACAACAACAACAACAACAACAACAACAACAACAGCCUCCACCUCCACAUCAUACACAAGUACACCAGCAGCCUAUGCCUCAGACAAUGCAGCAUCAACAGCAGCAGCCACAACCACCACCUCAGCAACAGCAGUCACAACAACUACAACAACAGCAACAGCAGCAACAACAACAGCAGCAACAACAACAAGACAUGAUAGGAGGCAGUGUAGUGGGCAUGAACUCAACUGUCAAUGGAGUCAACGUGGGCGGAUCAUCACCUACGAACUCAUCCUCUCUGACGUCCGUCUGUAUCCCUCUCGGGGAUUCCUCGGCCACGAGUAAAGAGAAAACACCAAUGUGUCUCAUCAACGAACUUGCUAGAUACAACAAGAUUCAACACCAGUAUUGCCUGACAGAUGAAAAAGGUCCUGCUCAUAAAAAGACUUUCACAGUAACAUUAAGACUGGGAGAGAGCGAGGAGUACACUGCUUCAGGUCCCAGUAUUAAGAAGGCCCAACACUCAGCUGCUGCUAUAGCUCUAGAGAAGACACAGUUUAAACAUCCUCCACCAAAGACUCAGAGGCAGAACAAGCAGACUAAACUGACUCCCACAGUUGAACUAAAUGCUCUUGCCAUGAAGCGAGGUGAGGCUGCCAUCUACACCUUCAUGGAGACACCCCGUCCUCCAAACCCGUACUUCAACAUGCCUCCAAAUAUUAGAGCCAUGUAUAACCAGAAGUACUAUGGCCGACCUCCACUUUAUCCAAUAUUCUUUGUAACAUUAAGAGUCGGCACCCGGGAGUUUAUCGGAGAAGGAACAACAGCCCAGCAAGCUAAGCAUAAUGCUGCAUCUAAAGCCCUGAAACUGAUGAAGACCCUCCCCAUGCCAGAAAAUGCCACCACAUGUACUCAGGGAGACCUUUCUGACCUGGAUCCCAAUGCUGAUUUGAAAUCACCAAUAUCCCUUGUUCAUGAAAUUGCAUUGAAGCGUAAUUUGACUGUGACGUUUGAGGUGAUUCGUGAGUCGGGGCCACCACAUGUGCGGACGUUUGUCACAGUGUGCUUAGUUGGGGAAUAUCGGACUGAAGGAGAAGGUACAGGGAAGAAGGUGAGCAAAAAGAGAGCGGCUGAACUAAUGUUGGAGGAGCUGCGUAAGCUGCCAGCUCUGCCACCAACCACUCUUGUGCGCAUCAAGCGUAAACCCACCACUAAGAAGAAGAGCCGAAACCUCAUCAAGGUGGGUCAAGAGGAACAAAAGGCUGCCCCAGAAUAUGGCCAAGGUAUAAACCCCAUCUCCAGGCUGAUCCAGAUCCAACAGGCAAAGAAGGAGAAGGAACCUGUUUAUACACUCCUGGCUGAGAGAGGUGUACCCCGCAGGAGAGAGUUUAUCAUGCAGGUGACCGUUGGCAGUCAGAGUGCACAAGGCAGUGGACCCAACAAGAAAUUAGCCAAGAGAGCUGCUGCUGAGAACAUGCUGCAGCUGUUGGGUUACUCGCGUCCUCAGCCACAACCAGGCAAGCCGGCCAUCAAGACUGAUGGUGCAAACUCUGAUCCAGACAAAACAAGGAAGGUAACCUUUCUGGAAGAUGGCGGUGACCAGCGAGGAUCAGAUGCAGCAGUGGUUGGUGGUGUUAAUAAUAUGGGCCAGAUGGGAGGACCAGUUGGUGGAGGCAGGCAGCUGGUCCCAGGGCUCAUCAUGAUGCCAGAUGGUUCAGCUCUCCAUGGCUUCCAACAAGUUCAACCACAAGGUAUGGGUAUGGUGAGUGUUGGUCCAAUGGUGAACAUGCAAGCAACUGCAACAAUUGCCAAAGAGUUGUUAAAAUCUGGCAAUUCCCCAACAGCAGAAGCCAUGGUGAAACAGAACCUUCCCUCAGGACCCCAAGGACCACCUCAGGGACCUCCACCUCCCAGUCAACAGGCUGCCAUGCACUCACCUCAGCAGCAACAAUCACCCAUGACAGGGCCUCCUCAACAACAACAGCAACAACCACCACCACAGCAACAGCAACAACAGCAGCAGCCUCCACCUCAGCCUCAAGUCGCUCAACAGCAGCAGGUGCCAGUGCAGCAGCAGUCUAUGAUUAAUCAGAGCCCCAACGUGUCAUCAACUCAAGCAGUGCGCCCCAAGGAUCAGCUGAUGUAUCUCGCCCAGAUUCUUGGGUUACAAGUGCAGUUCACUGACUUUCCCAAGGGUAACAAGAUUGAGUACCUUAGCCUAGUCUCCCUGUCCACCAACCCCCCUCAUGUCUCCCAUGGUGCUGGCCCUACAAUUGAUGACUCACAUGACCAGGCGUGUCUAACUGCACUACGAGCACUGGCCAAGAUGGGCCUGGAUACAGUGACAGCAGCCAAGCAAGACUAAAAUCCUGCCAUUGACCAACAGGAGGAUGACACCAAUACUUGCAUUGUUGCCUUCAUGCAGUUCUUUAAGUCAUUUCAGUAAGGAACAUUUUCCCGGUGUGCUUCUACGACUGGGCCUGAGUGACACACAUUAGCACUCAAGUGAAGAUUGUAAUAAUCAUUCUUGAAACAACAGCAGGAGCACAUACAGUACAGGACAGGUCAUGGAUAUUAAUAGGUACAUAAGUUUCAAGAGUUCUUAAGACCGUCUUCAUUUAUGUUCCACUUACUUUACCGACUUUCAAGACUUGAUUCAGUCGGCAACAUUGUCGCUUUAAUGUUGAGUUACCCAUAUUAAGGUAACAGGAACUCAACCUUAGAGACAUCAUGGUUGGUGUCUUGUUCUUGUGUGUAUUCACUAAUCAAGGUACUUUUGUAAAAUAAUAAGAGAACAUCUUGAUUUGGAUGUGCAUGAAACAACGGAUAUACGUAUAUGCGGCUUGAUCAGUAAUUCUGAGCCUUAACAAAGCCUUGUGGGUGGCUAGUUAUAUGAAUUGGGUUACUAAAGAAAAUGCGAGAGGUAUAAAUGGUUCCUUCAAUCUCAAAACUGCCGAUCUCGCCGUAUAUUCUUACUUGUCUUCCUCUGUAUUUUACUCUUCCUUGUAAUCUCAUCUGUUCCAUUAUGCAAUUACGUGUGUUACGAGAUUAGAAUUGUUUUUAUAGAAGAAAGAAAGAUUACUAAAUCCCAUAAUUUGAGUGAAACAGUAUGGCAAACAGGAUAUUGAGUGAUAUUGAGCUUUAGAUGUAUCUGAACUAAGGCUCAUUUUCCCUAUUAAGCAAACUGAUAAACUACAAGAAAUGUAUCGUGCCUCUCCUACAGGCUUUAGUGUGCCACUGCUGGUUAUCUGGUAUUACUGUUGGAGAGGAGUGUUGGAGGGAGGGAGGAGACUCUUUGGAGACUUCACCUCAGAUGCACAUUGCUCUCCGGCCCUCCCUCAAACACUCCCAUAAUCUUAGGUUGGUAGUGUAUAAGAGCUUCCCCGUAGAGAGAUUCUGCACCCAAUAUUUACUCACAAUGUGACGAGUUGUACCCAUUAGAUGCCAACAACUUUUCAAAGCGCUGUCCUCUUGCUGUAAUGAGACCUACUGAAGAUUUUCCUUCCUCACUACUCGUAAUGUUAUAAAUUGGCCUCAACUUUGCUUUAUUAUCCUUGUCUAUUGUGUUUGUCCUUUUUUACGCUCGGUGCCAGAAGACCGAUAAGAUAAUUUUUGUUCUUUGCGAUUGGUAAAUGGAUGAGACAAGUGGUUCAGUAAAGAAGUAGUAGUCAUCCUUAUAAAUUGUUCACAAAAGUUAUCAGAUAUAAUUUAAGGUAAAGUCUGUUGUUAUUGUUCUUGAUCACAGUAAAGUCUCCUAUGUUAUUGAUCACACUAAAGUCUCUUGUUACUGUUGUUGAUCACAGUAAAGUCUCUGUUAAUACUGUCUAUAUACACCUACCUUAUGAGAAGUUCACAAACUGUACCUCCUGGUGCAUUAGUGUUGUACAUCUCGCAACUAGCAAGCAGUGACUAAAUAUGUGGGUCAGUCUAGGUUUCUCUUGGCAUUAUUAUAUAGCCAACGUGUCAUCCAUGCUCACGAGACACUGUGUGGGAGUCUUAUUGGUGCCUCUGUACUGGUCAUAUCUCUGUGGUAUCAUCAUCAUCGGCCCACAUAGGAUCCUACCUACCUGCUGUCUUGAGUAGAUGACACCUGUAAUUUUCCAUCUUUCAACCACUGGGAAACUAUUUCUCAGAUCUGUGUAGCCACUGUGUUGGUCUUGUACUCUCUCAACAUCAUGUUUAUAGUUUGGGAAUAACAUUGAAGUUCUCUCUAUACUUUUUGUACUGUAUUUUAAAUUGUCUUACUGUUCAAGGAUAUGUGAUCCACUUUAACUCCUAGGUUAGUUAGACAGAAGAACAUGUUUCACCCUUUUGUAUUAAUACCCUGUAUGUGCUUCAAGUUUUGCACGAAAACCCCUAUUUUGUGUUUUGGAGAGCAACGAAAGUUUGUAAAUAUAUUGUGAAUUUGGGGAGUUGUAAUGUCUCCUUUAUGUUAUGAUAAAUUAAUCAUAAUUAUAAGACAAUAAAUUAGCCUAAUUGCAGUAAUAAUUCAUAUCUGAGAGUUGUCAAGAGAAAUUCCAAAAUGGGAACUUUUGUGAGCACACUGACCAGUGGCUACACAGCUCCUAGAGUAAUGAUGGAGGCAGGUUCUCCCAUGCACUUGGUGACCAGUGUCAUAUGAACCCACGAAACUAGUAAUACCUUCAUCUUGACUAAGUUGACAUUCUCCUUGAACUAGAGUUAAUUCAGGGAGUUGCUUGCAGUAUCUGAUCAUUGAUGUUUGUUGCAUAAUACUAGGUAUUUUUCAUGUGCUUUUUUCCAUAUUUAAAGUUUGUAAGCACAAACCGAGAUUAUUUGAAGCAUCAAUUUUGAAGGCUCAUGAACAUUGAAUUAGUUUUAUAAGAGUGACCAAGUUUUCUAAAGAGUGUAAGGCUUAUCUUCUAUCAAUAACCGGUGAUAGAAAUGAGGGAAAUUUGAAUAUGCAGUACUGUACCAAGUAUUGAAAUGGCCCUCUUGUUUUAUGUAGUAUUAACGUACUCUCAUGGGGUUCCUACUUUUGCUAUCUGUUUCUCUUUAACUGAUCUGGGCUAGAUUUUUAAAACAAUCACUUAAACAAUAGUGGAAACAUUUUUAGCGUGUGCUGAUGUUGCAACAGCUGAUUGUCUUGAAAAAUAUAUUGCUCAAGCACUUAUUCUCCUACAGACAAAGUGGUGUUUUAAAAAUCUCUUGCCUAAGCUUCUUCAGCAGUACCACUCUAAGCUCUUCCUCCAACAGAACCAGAUAUGAAAGAAUUGGGGCAUGGUAGUGUUACUUGCCCUACCCCUUUAGAAUGCAUUUAUGAGCUGUAGGACGUGUAAUUUAACCUUAACCCACAAGUUGUCGAGAGCUAGAAUUUAUUCAUCCGACACGGAUGUGAAUUUCUACUUGUGAUGACGGGGGGUUUUACAACAGUGGCGGUUAACACACUCAUGCUGUGAUGACAUUAUAAGUGCGAACUGAUUACAAUUAUGAACACAUAUGAAGACAACGGAAAACAUUGCCUGAGAGGGCUGCCAAUUGUGGCUCACGUAACUACCUGGUGGUGUGGUCAAGUGCCUAGCAAUAUACCCACAAUCAUUAUGUAUGUUAAUGCCUUUAUUAUCAAGCAUCUACUUAUUUAAAACUUUGUCCAUUUAUAGGUUUUAGUAUUUGUUUUACAAAUAAGCAUGAUAACCAAGUCCCCUUUAAGAUAAUACUUUUCUUUAGAUUGAUUCUUGAAUGGUUAAGAUGUUGGCACUGUGUGUGUAUCAUGUCCAACACUUCUUUGUUAGAAUAAGGACAUAUUUAGUAUUUUUUUUAAUAUGCUGUUUCUAAUAUUGAGGUAACAUUUUAAGUUGAAUGUUUAUAAUUACUUGUCCCAAGAGGCAAUAAUGCAUGCCAGUAUCCUCCUGCAUGUGUUGAAGAUGUGUCAUUCAGUAAUUAAGUUUCACAGGCACAAGGAUAUAUUAGGCAUAAUUUAGUUAGUAUUAACCUCAGUAUACAGUAGUGAUGAGUGCCCAGUUGUUUGUAAGGAAGCUGAUCUGAGAUUUUUUUUAAUUGACCUUCAGUAUUCUCCAAACUGCUUAAUGGAGUUAUAUUUACAAACACAUUAGCUUAUCACUGUUGUUGAACAUUAUGAGAAAGGUAGUUUAAACUAAAAUGGUAAUUUACUGUUUUGUAAGAACAAGGAUGUACUGUACUAUGAUUUACUUAACCACACCAUCAGGAACUUGGUUCUUGAAGCCAAAAAUGUGAUAUGACCUUCUGUUUUGAGUCUUGCCAAGGGUUAUCAUAAGCUUCUCUCUCCCACUUGAUUUGGAAAGUGAAUCUUAUUGAAAUAUGGUUUAGAGCUGGGAAUGACAGGUCAGGUCACAGAAGAUAAGGAUACAGCUGUUUGUGAUGCAGCUACGAUUAUCAUCCUGGCACUCUGAACACUACCUUGUGCUGGGAAAGGUUUGUAGCCAUACCAUGAACACUGUUGCAUGGACUUUAUUUUAUGUGUAACUUUCUUAUUUAAGUCAUGUGGUUGGUGGUUCAAUCUUAAGCUUUGUUAUUUUACUCUCUAAGUGAAGGUAGAUCCUACAGUAUAUAUUUAGUGAUUGUGCAUUAAAAACCUAUUUGCUUUCUGGUGACCUGUAUGUCAGUGUCUUAUUGACAGCAAUUUUUUUUUCUGCUUGCAUUUUAGGAUUACAGUGUUUAGAUGCUUGAGUAUUUUUUGACUUUGCUGUUGUCUUCAUGUCUAUUCAUUUAGAAUAUUUGAGGAGUCCUGGGGUGUGACGGUGGCGGCACAUCUGGUGUGGUGUAAGUCCUUGGGAACCCCUGUACUGUACUCAGACCUUAUGUUAAACAUGUAUUCAUUAACCUAUUAGAAUUAUAAUAAAAUUCUCUUGUGACUCUUUACCUUGUUAGGAAAUAAUUAUAAUUCAGGGUGUGUAAGGAGGAGUCACAAGCUCACUGUUAUGUUUUAGGUUUAUGGAACUUUUUAAUAAUAAUGUAUACGAGUACAAUUUGAAUAAUUUUGUUACCACCUAAAUACAGAAGGUAUUUCAAUAAUUCUGCACUUUGUGCUUCUAUAGAUUUAGCCAGAUAAUUCAAGUUGUAUUGUCAUGAGAGAUAAUAUCAGAAUACAGUAUGUAGUUGGCUGACAGGGCUGGUACCAUUGUGAUGCAUAUGGAAAUGUCGGAGGUAGGAUUAACUUUCCAUUAUGGAACAUGGAGCACUAUAACUUUUCAUUACUUGCAUAUAUAUGACUCUUCUGACUGAUUUUUGUAAUUAAAAUUAAAAACUGGAGUAGAUUAUGAUGAAGUUUAAAGAUCUGAUUGCAAGGGAGUUUACCGAUGUUCUUGAUCUGAGAAUUUCAACAAAUCGUGUAAUAAUCCACCAUCUUAGGGUGUAGAUCUUGAAUCAAGGUUUUUGUCUGAAUUAUACAAGAAUAAAUGCUAUCAUAAUUCAGAAUCUUUAAUCACUGGUAAUUAUAUUUGCUUAUGAUUUUAAAAUGAGUAAUAACAGCUUAAACUUCUUCAUACAUUCUAUUUUAAACUCUUGACUCUGCUGCUUAUACAUGUACAGUACAGUUCUUUAUAAAUACAAGAUGUUACACCCCAAAUAUAAUGAAAAUACAUGUGUAUUUUGGUGUUGUUCAAUAAGUAAGGAUCAGGUACAUCUGUGUGUAUUCAGCAUUCCCAUUUCUGUAAUUACAGCAUAAUACUGUACAGUAUUUUGAAUUUUGUUGAAUGGUAUAGUGAAGAAGUUUACAUGAUUAUUUGUAAUUUUAACACAUUUGUACCCUCUUUUUUUUUUUUUUUUUUCCAACAGUUUACCUACAUAUUUGCUGCAGUUUUCUGGUAGUGUGCACAGAACAGUCAUCUAAAUGUUAGAAAUUAUUUGAGUGCAUGGUGGUACCAGUAUCCCAGUAGUCAUCAUUAUAUGUCAUGGCAGAGUAUAUGUGGGGUGGUCCUGGCUCUGUGCACACCAUCACCACCGCCAUUACCCCAGCAUUACCACCCUGGAUGACCCUGACAGAGCCGCCCCAACUUGAUGUGAACCUUAUUACAAAAUUGAUGUUGCUCUUGUUCUUCAUUUACUGUAUGUAAGAAGCUUCUGGUGCAGUAUUGAAGCUGCAGGCACUUUUGUUGUGGAUAUUUUUUGCUCUUUUGUUUGAUUAAGAUCUUGUAAAAAAAAAAAGGGUUCUUUUUGUACACUGUAGCAGUUAUUUAUAGCAUAAAUGUAUUUUUGACAGGAAAUUUCUUCGCACAAUUGUUCAAUUAUCUACAUUGAUGUAGAGCAGGAAAGAAAAUGUACAAGUUUUUUAUGUAUAAAAUAUGGAAAAGGAUUAGUUUACCUUAUGUAUGAAGAUUUUUCUUUAAUCUUACAAUUAUUCCCAAGUUAUUUUAAGAUUGAAUAAUCAUCAGAGGUUUAUUGAAGUAUUUUUAUGCUGUAGAUUAUGCAUCAGGACUAACUUCUCUCCAGUCUCGGCUCUGUUAUGGUCAAACUACAAUAAAAGGUUGAUCUGA
Messenger RNA from Homarus americanus (American lobster), 9649 nucleotides. It is a transcript of the gene stau, whose product is annotated as double-stranded RNA-binding protein Staufen homolog 2-like. Bases 238 to 3543 code for a protein of 1101 amino acids. The record is from RefSeq and is a predicted model, not a curated record. NCBI's taxonomy places the organism in Eukaryota, Metazoa, Arthropoda, Malacostraca, Decapoda, Nephropidae. The transcript is spliced from 19 exons.